Capsicum annuum is the source of this 330-nucleotide messenger RNA. The record is from the annotation of a RefSeq genome assembly. NCBI's taxonomy places the organism in Eukaryota, Viridiplantae, Streptophyta, Magnoliopsida, Solanales, Solanaceae.
AUGUGCCGUACUAUACCGCUAAGGAAAACAAACAAGAACCAGGCUAGGCUACUCCUCUUCCCCUUUCUGAAUCAACUUGUCCUUGCGCUUACCACUUCUGAAAACUUGCGAGCGAGUGUCGAUCGCUCCUUUGCCUGGGCAAGAUCUGACGACUCCUGCCCAAAGAUGGCGGGUUACGAAUUCAGAUUAGCUACUGCCAAAGAGGCCAGGAACGAGCUUCCGCUUUAUCUAAAGAAAAAACCUCUUCCUUUCUCUCUUCCUGAUCAGCGGAUUCAGAGUGAUCAGGUGAAGCCCCCCUUCUCGUUGUACCGAAAUAGAGAUCUGAUUUAA